UCCUGACUGAAGGUCGGGACCAAAAAGAUACCCCAAAGAUCUCGGUCAUUGUUCACAAGAAUUGCACAAAGCCAAACUUUGCCAGAUGCUACCUGCAGCUAUCGCACUCGCCACAAUCUCCCUACCAGAUUUCCUUGCAUCAUCAUCAUCACCAUCAUCACCUGGCUAAAUUCGCAAAUCAGAGACACUCUGCGCUUGUGUGUGAGAGAGAAAGAGAGUGACCAUGAUGCCCAAGGCUCCCAGUACGCCGCAAGGAGUGCGAAAAACGAGAUCUGCCAAGCCGUCCAAAAAGGCGGGAUUAAAACCGGGAGGUCGUUUGAACACGGGCAGUACGAAUCGCGAAGUAUACUUUCAAGUCAAUCUACAUGACCUGGAUGCCUACACGCAGCAAGUUCUAGAAGCGGAACGUGCUCGUAGACGACUUUGCUUUUGCCGUUUUCUAUUCCUGUCCCUCGUGGUCGGGCUCGUAUCGUCCGGGUUUUGGACGUUCGGCGACGCCAAAGCUCAUGCGGGAUUGCUUGGAGCAUUUGGACACAACAGCAGCUCUCUACAAGGCGCCGACAAUGAUGACAAAGACAAUGACAACGACAAUGACAAUGACAACGACUACCAAAUGACCACCUGCGAGCGGCAUCUCAAUGGCAACAUGUCGUUUCACCAAUUGUUCCAGCAAGUCAAGAAUGAUCCUUUGGAUUCCAAACGUUGUCGCCCCGAGACCGACGCAUGUGUCUGGCAAAACCCCACCGUUGGAAAAACACGUGGUAUCAGUGACGGAUGGAACAGAGAAUUCCUUUACAACAAAGAACAGAUUGAUGACUGGGUACACAACAAAAACUAUUCUCUCGAUGUCGUCCUCGUUGGUGACUCCCUCGUUGAACACAUGGAAGGAAAGGAACUAGGAAAGGAACAAACGAGCCUACGAAGGGAUCAUGACGUUUUUGAUCAACUAUUCAACAAGAGCGAUGGAGGUGCACUCGAUGGACUUGCCCUGGGAAUUGGAGGAGAUCGUUGUGCCAACCUACUCUAUCGUCUCACCAACGGAGAAUUGACCAAGGCGUUUAAUCCCAAAGUAUGGUGGAUCGUCGUGGGAACAGAAGACUGGGAGUUUGGAUCCACUCCAGCGGCCAUUCUUGCCGGAGUCAUUGCCAUUGUCAAUGCAAUUCGUAGUGUGCACCCUGACACCCAAAUCGUCAUCAACAGCUUGCUCCCGCAUCAAGUGGACGACGAGUCCAUUCGGCAAGUCAAUCUAAUGUUGGGCUGCUACGUGUACUCGGAAUCGCUACGAGAAGAACCAAAUCAUGAUCAGGAUCGAAAGUUGCACUUCUUCAAUGCCACGGAAAUCUUUCUCAAGGAGAACAAACAUGGAGAGCUUGUGGUCAACUCGGGAUUCAUGAUGCGUAUGCCCAACGGCGAGGAGAGUAAUCCUGAUGCUCAUGGCGAGUUCCUGUGGGGCAAAAGGAUUGUCGAAUCAGUCCAGAAGAUAACCGACAACAACAACAGUGGCUCUCGUGGAAGCAAUCAUGAAAACCGAAGAUCAAGGAGAAAACUGGGAGGAAUAGGCUUCCUCUCGUAGCAGCAGCAACAACAACAACAACAACAACUACUACUACUACUACUACUACUACUACUA
This is a messenger RNA of Seminavis robusta, 1630 nucleotides long. Lineage: Eukaryota; Bacillariophyta; Bacillariophyceae; Naviculales; Naviculaceae. The record is from the annotation of a GenBank genome assembly.